Anopheles stephensi (Asian malaria mosquito) is the source of this 1738-nucleotide messenger RNA. RefSeq lists its product as uncharacterized. Gene Ontology annotation, biological process: DNA damage response. The record is from RefSeq and is a predicted model, not a curated record. NCBI's taxonomy places the organism in Eukaryota, Metazoa, Arthropoda, Insecta, Diptera, Culicidae. Gene Ontology annotation, cellular component: nucleus. The transcript is spliced from 3 exons. The coding region runs from base 112 to 1596 and encodes 494 amino acids. Gene Ontology annotation, molecular function: metalloendopeptidase activity; single-stranded DNA binding; polyubiquitin modification-dependent protein binding.
AGUUAAAAGCGCCCUUUCAGCUGUCAUGGCGUACACGAUUGAACGUGUUUUUUUUCGCACCGGUUGCAGACCAGUUGUUUAUCGCUGCGUUCUAUAGUCCCUUGUGAUACAAUGGAAAAUGAGGAGGAAGACUAUUUAUUGGCCAAAAGACUGCAGCAACAGUUCGACCAGGAAACCCUUGAAAUAAGUUCCAGUGAUGAAGAAGUGUUUAUUGUCGAUUCGAUUGAACGGGACCAUCAAUUGGCGAUGCGUCUGCAAGCCCAGUACAAAGCCGAAGCAGUGGAGCUGUUCUCCGAUAGCGAUGAUGAUGAUGUUGUAUUGCAAACAACUGAAACGGACGCCAGCAGAAGUCCUUUGCGAAGGAAGGCACUACUGCUGGGAACUUCAAUGAAUGAUUGUUCCUUGACAAGUCGCAAGCCGUUCAAGACAGAUGUCAAAGAUCUGAAUACCAACGAAUUUUUCAUGGAAGAGCUCCAAGCUUAUGUGGACCCAGAGAACAAUUUUGAGUGGAAAUUUAUCGACGUUCUCCCGGACGUUGAGUCGAUAUUCACCAAAUUCGAUGCACAAUUUUUUCAGUCUCGUUUUAAGAAGAAAAAAAUUACCAUCGUUUGGUCCGAUAGCAUGGGUGCAACCUGCACCAAUCGUAACUUUAACGAUGACGAGGGCAGAUAUACGAUUGCCCUGAAUGCACCGUUGCUAGCUUUACGGCCUCGCAUCGAAAUCAUCAGUAUUGUAUUGCAUGAAAUGAUACACGCACUGCUUAAAAUAGACGGCAUAAAAGAGCCCAACAGUGGGCACGGUGGAAAUUUUCGUAAGAUUAUGACAUUUCUAAACAGCAUGCUCCAGACCAACAUUUCCUUUAACCACAAGCUAAACAACGCCGACAGCGCGUGCCGCAGGCAGUGGUAUCGCUGCACGGGUAUUUGCCAUAACUACAAACCUUUCCAUGGGAUUGUGCGAUCGAUCGAGGGUCCCCCGGGUCUACAGAACGAAUGGUGGAAAGAGCACGCCAGCAGUUGUGGGGGCACUUUUUAUAAAAUUUAUGAAAUGAGCAAGCUGGUUUGUGGUCAAGUAACGACACGUUACGCUGUUAAUGUAAAGUAUAUGCUGCCGAAGCGCGAGAAUAUUCGAGGCCGAUUCAAAUCAACAUUGCCUGUGCAGGAAGCGAUUGAUCUUACCUCCGAUGUUCCAAAGGUGAAUUCCGUUCUCGACACCGUCAAUGUAGAUGCGGAAGAUGCAGUGGAGACAUCUCCUACCACAACCACUGCGGAUGCAUUCAUUAGGCAGUUCGAUCGAUCGAUUGCUUUUACUCGCGAUGCGUGUGAAAUGAUGUGUCCUAUCUGCCAAGAUCGAAUCAAGCGAAAACUGUUCAGUAACCACAUCGAUGGCUGCAAAGGGUUUGUUCGAGUUGUGCAGUGGAAAAAGUCGGCCACCGGUACGAUUGUACAAAACGGAUUGCGAGAGCUCAAAUCAACCUCAGGAAUAGAAGCGCACUCUAGUGCGGUAGGAAGGCCACACGCUUUAUCCGAUUCUUCUGCGCCUUCAUCGUCAACAUUCGCAAAUUAUCAACAGGCCAAGCGAAAACGUUUUGGGUAGAAGAAAUUACUUCGCGUCCUGGAUAAAUAUCGGUAAAACGAGAAUGCCAGUUGUAUUAUAUUUACUAGUUUCCUCUAUGCACACCUAUUUAACUUGUUACCACCUUGUGUUGUUCGAAAAUAAAUUAUAGUUAUAAGCGCCA